Ambispora gerdemannii is the source of this 348-nucleotide messenger RNA. NCBI's taxonomy places the organism in Eukaryota, Fungi, Glomeromycota, Glomeromycetes, Archaeosporales, Ambisporaceae. The record is from the annotation of a GenBank genome assembly.
AUGGACACUAUCAAUAAUUUACUACUAUCACUACAACCACCAGAUAAGUUCUUAUCAUCGAAGAAAACAGAAGAGUCAAAGAUCGAGUUACUUUACUAUUGUCUAACAACAAAAGGCGACAAUGAAUAUGUUCCCAGUGAAAAAGAUAACGAGGGUGACGAGGAUAAAGAUGAUGAAGACGACGAGCUACACCCAAAUACUAUUAAUCUGAAAAAGGUCGAAUUAAAAUGUACGGAAAUCCGUUCGGCGUGCCAAAUCGCCGAAUUUGAUGAUGCUCGUGUUAUGCUCAUUAAAAAAAAAGAAGUGAAACGUUAUUUGUACAUUGGUGGUAAAUACGAACAUUGGUAA